This is a messenger RNA of Salvelinus namaycush (lake trout), 1209 nucleotides long. Its product is annotated as parathyroid hormone/parathyroid hormone-related peptide receptor-like. Gene Ontology annotation, biological process: cell surface receptor signaling pathway; adenylate cyclase-activating G protein-coupled receptor signaling pathway. Gene Ontology annotation, molecular function: peptide hormone binding; glucagon receptor activity. The transcript has 3 exons. The record is from RefSeq and is a predicted model, not a curated record. The annotation marks the transcript as partial. NCBI's taxonomy places the organism in Eukaryota, Metazoa, Chordata, Actinopteri, Salmoniformes, Salmonidae. Gene Ontology annotation, cellular component: plasma membrane.
GUUGGCUAAGUCUACCCUAACCCUGAUCCCUCUACUAGGGAUCCACUUGGUGGUGUUUGUCUUCGUGACGGAUGAGUCCACCAAGGCCACCAUCGCGCUGCGUCUCACCAAACUCUUCAUCGACCUCUUCUUCACCUCCUUCCAGGGUCUGCUGGUAGCUAUCUUAUACUGCUUUGUCAACAAAGAGGUUCAGUCAGAGAUCCUGAAGAAGUGGAAGCGUUGGAAGCUGGGUCGUAACAUCGAGGAGGAGUACCGCCACACCUAUAGCCAGACGCCCCACCUCAACACUAAGAGCAGCAGCCUGCUGGGUCACAACCCCUCGCACCCCUCCUCCCUGCUCCUCCACCCCCACCUCCCCGACAUCACCACCUCCUCCCCUGCUCCCCUUGGCCGGGGCCCGGGCUGCUCCCCAGAGGAGAAGCACCUCCUGGUGGUGAGCUGUCAGAAUGGCAUGGGGCGGAGCAGGAAGAACACGGGGUCGUCCAUGCAGUUCCCCUCCCUACCACGUGAGGGAACCAUCAGCUGUAGUCACACACUGUUAGAGGAUAAUAUGGAGGAAAUCUGCUUGACGGACAGGGUGUCAGAGUGUUACGAGGCUCCUAGAGGAAAUGCAGAGAGCCAACUCUGAGACUGGAGAGGACGGGGAAGAUUAAUGACGUAACACCCUGGUAACUACAGCAGAGACUGGAGAGGACGGGGAAGAUUAAUGACGUAACACCCUGGUAACUACAGCAGAGACUGGAGAGGACGGGGAAGAUUAAUGACGUAACACCCUGGUAACUACAGCAGAGACUGGAGAGGACGGGGAAGAUUAAUGACGUAACACCCUGGUAACUACAGCAGAGACUGGAGAGGACGGGGAAGAUUAAUGACGUAACACCCUGGUAACACUCUGGAGCUGGGCAGUGUGUUUCAGGAGAGGUGUGUUUCUCAAUGGCCGUCACCCUGGACCAAUGUUAAUGAGCGUGAUGGCCUUGACAGACCCAGGACCAGUGUGUGUCUCAAUGUUCGUAUCGUCACCCUGAAACAGUGUUAGUGACCCUCUCCAAUCCACAGCCAAAUGAGAGAAACAUAGGACAAGCUAGACCUCCCAUGUUGGACCCCUCUGACCCAGACCAGACCUCCUAUGUUGGAACCCUCUGACCCAGACCAGACCUCCCAUGUUGGAACCCUCUGACCCAGACCAGACCUCCCAUGUUGGACCCCUCU